AUGCCUGUUAGGAUAAAAGUGAAAAAAAUUGAGCCGUUUUCAUCUUCGUUUGCGAAUGGAAUAGCCCAUGUGUAUAAAAAUACAAGAGAAGAGAGUCCAGAAUUAGAAGAAGAAAUAAACGGGUUAGUUGAGAAGAUUUGUCAAGAAAUAGGGAAAUUAGGAGAUGAUGGCAUUAUCGGAAAAAGAAAUAUUGCUUUGGCCUACAAAGGGGCUACGGAAGGGCUUUAUCAGGAAUAUUUGAAAAGUAUAGUCGGCAAGAAAGAAUUAAACGAUAAUGACGGUGUAGUAUUAAAGCAAUUUCAAGAAGCCGUAAAUUUGAGUGGAGACGAAGGAGAAAGAGCGGCGGGUAAAAGUUAUACUUGGCUUCUCCUGGCACAAAUUUACUUAGAAAAUGAGAAGAGAAUCAACGAUGCCUUAAAAAGGGUGGAAGUGGCAGGCAAAAAUCCUAAUUCUAAUGAUGGAAGCAGUAGGGAAGCAGCCAGAGAAGAAAAAAUUGAUGAACUAGAAGACGAAAUUGUGAGAUUAAAAAGCGAAAUGAAUGAUUGCCAGGCAAACUUGGAACAACUAGAAAUAAGAAUUCAAGAAUUAACAAAAGAGGUUACGGAUUAUCAAAAUGGUUUAAAAGGAAUAAUUAAGGAAGGGGAAGCAUCUCUAACUAAUUGGAAAAGCAAGAUAGAGAAAAAAGUAAUUGGUGAGGAAAGGACAAUUAACGAUUUAAAAAACCAAUUAUCAACUUUGACUAACGAGAAAGAUAGUUUGGUGGGUAGUUGUGCCACAGUAGGAUUUUUGGCGUGGAAAUUACGUAAG
Messenger RNA from Cetraspora pellucida, 807 nucleotides. The record is from the annotation of a GenBank genome assembly. NCBI's taxonomy places the organism in Eukaryota, Fungi, Glomeromycota, Glomeromycetes, Diversisporales, Gigasporaceae.